AUGAAACUGUCCGUGGUAUUGUUACUUCUGCCAAUAACCUUCGGAGGGGGGGUUACCUUACACAAGGUUAACACGUGUCCAUGGUGGCAAAGAAAAAAUUAUGAAAUUGAAAAAUCAUUCUUCUUAAGGAGCGCCCCUCCUCCUUUACGCAAAAAGAGGAAUCAGCUCCGACAGUACAACCACGCAGAGAAUAAUAGCUACACAAAUAUUUACACAAUUAAGAACCCAUUAAAAUGUAAAGUAGUGGACAAGGUAAGCCUGGUAAGACAAAAUGCUCUACAUGAGGUGUACAAUGUGGAAAUAGACCAUGGGGGAAUGUUUAAAUAUUUAGAGGGACACUCAUGUGGAGUGAUUCCUUAUUAUGAGGACUUGAUUCAAGCAGAUGAUAAAAAUAACUCCCAGGAGGGAAGAAAAAAAAGAGGGAAUAAAUUCGCAAGGCUCUACUCCAUAUCCUCUACCAACGCAGAAAAUCUGUCCUUUGCCAUCAGAAUUCAUUCCUAUCAGGAAGAAGAAAAUGGAUGCAUGCAACAUAAGUAUGGAUACUGUUCAGGCUACAUAAAAGAGUUAAAGAAAAAUGAUAACAUAUAUAUAACGGGAGCACAUGGAUGCUUUCUUCUUCCAGAUAAUGUAUCCGAGAAAAACACAAAUUUAAUUUUAAUUGCAACGGGAACGGGUAUUUCUCCUUACAUUUCUUUUUUAAAAAAAAUAUGGGGAUACCAACCAGGUAUACAUCAACAAAAAAAAACCUACAAUGGACAAGUCUAUCUUUACUAUGGUGUAUACUAUGAGGAUUCUAUUCUAUACCUUCCGGAAUUGAAAUAUUUUCAGAACAUGUACCCGAAUAAUUUCCAUGUCGAGUAUGUCUUCUCCUCUAUUAAAAAUUCGGAUGGCACUUCUCAUCAUGUGCAGGAUGAAAUAUACAAAAAGAGAGAAAACUUCCUGCGCCUUUUUAAUGAACUGAAUUGUGAACUUUAUAUAUGUGGCCAUAAAUCCAUACGGGCCAAAAUUAUGGAUAUUCUUAAGGGGGAAAAUCCUGUACUUGACUCCGAGAAGAAGAAGCGCGUUCACGUUGAGGUAUACUAG
This is a messenger RNA of Plasmodium knowlesi strain H, 1083 nucleotides long. RefSeq names its product ferredoxin--NADP reductase, putative. NCBI's taxonomy places the organism in Eukaryota, Apicomplexa, Aconoidasida, Haemosporida, Plasmodiidae. Gene Ontology annotation, molecular function: oxidoreductase activity. The record is from RefSeq and is a predicted model, not a curated record. The transcript has a single exon. The coding region runs from base 1 to 1083 and encodes 360 amino acids.